Messenger RNA from Felis catus (domestic cat), 3830 nucleotides. RefSeq names its product ring finger protein 10 (gene RNF10). Bases 479 to 3232 code for a protein of 917 amino acids. Gene Ontology annotation, biological process: positive regulation of myelination; positive regulation of transcription by RNA polymerase II. Gene Ontology annotation, molecular function: transcription cis-regulatory region binding. Lineage: Eukaryota; Metazoa; Chordata; Mammalia; Carnivora; Felidae. The record is from RefSeq and is a predicted model, not a curated record. The transcript has 17 exons.
CCAUCCGGGUUCUUCGAGAUGCUGUUUGGCGACUCGUCGCCAUUCCCGGAGCACCUCGGCCUCGGCCCAGAGGCGAGUGUCGGUCGCUGUGUCGGAGACACCGGUCCCCGACACCAAGACAGCCAGCCCUCUCCCCUGCCCCGCGGCGGGAGAGCGUGUCCGGCCGGCCGGCGGGGCUCGCACACCUUCCCUCGACUCCCCUUCCCCCGUAGCCUCCGCCCCGCCAGGCCCGGCCCGGACCUCCGAGCCCCGGCCUCCUCCUUCUCUGUCACUGCCGCCGCUGCCGCCGGGCUCGACAGCCCCGCCCGCUGCUUCUCUUUCCAGUUUGAGAAGCCGAGGAAGGAAACAGGGAAAAAUGUCGCCAUGAAGGCCGAGAACCGCUGCCGCCGCCGACCCCCGCCGGCCCCGAACGCCAUGAGCCUGGGUCCCCGCCGCGCCCGCUCCGCUCCGACCGCCGCCGCCGCCGAGGCCCCCGUUGAUGCCGCAGAGCUCCCCCAACGCCGCCGCCACCGCUUCCGACAUGGACAAGAACAGCGGCUCCAGCAGCUCCUCCGCCUCUUCGGGCAGCAGCAAAGGGCAACAGCCGCCCCGCUCCGCCUCGGCGGGGCCGGCCGGCGAGUCUAAACCCAAGAGUGAUGGAAAGAACUCAAGUGGAUCCAAGCGUUUUAAUCGCAAACGUGAACCUUCCUAUCCCAAAAAUGAAAAUUUUAGCAACCAGUCCCGUCGCUCCAAUUCACAGAAAAGCAAAACUUUUAACAAGAUGCCUCCACAGAGGGGCGGCGGCAGCAGCAAAGUCUUUAGCUCUUCUUUUAAUGGUGGAAGACGCGAUGAGGUAGCAGAGGCUCAACGGGCAGAGUUUAGCCCUGCCCAGUUCUCUGGUCCGAAGAAGAUCAAUCUGAACCACUUGUUGAAUUUCACUUUUGAACCCCGUGGCCAGGCGGGUCACUUUGAAGGCAGUGGACAUGGCAGCUGGGGAAAGAGGAACAAAUGGGGGCAUAAGCCUUUUAACAAGGAACUCUUUUUACAGGCCAACUGCCAAUUUGUGGUGUCUGAAGACCAAGACUACACAGUUCAUUUUGCUGAUCCUGAUACCUUAGUCAACUGGGACUUUGUGGAACAAGUGCGCAUUUGUAGCCAUGAAGUGCCAUCUUGCCCGAUAUGCCUAUAUCCACCUACUGCAGCCAAGAUAACCCGUUGUGGACACAUCUUCUGCUGGGCAUGCAUUCUGCACUACCUUUCACUGAGUGAGAAGACCUGGAGUAAAUGUCCCAUCUGUUACAGUUCUGUGCAUAAGAAGGAUCUCAAGAGUGUUGUUGCCACCGAGUCACGUCAGUAUGUUGUUGGUGACACUAUUACAAUGCAGCUGAUGAAGAGGGAGAAAGGGGUGUUGUUGGCCUUGCCCAAAUCCAAAUGGAUGAAUGUAGACCAUCCUAUUCAUCUAGGAGAUGAACAGCACAGCCAGUACUCCAAGUUGCUGCUGGCCUCUAAGGAGCAGGUGCUGCACCGGGUAGUUCAGGAAGAGAAAAUAGCUUUGGAGCAGCAGCUGGCAGAGGAGAAGCACACUCCCGAGUCCUGCUUUAUUGAGGCAGCUAUCCAGGAGCUCAAGACUCGGGAAGAGGCUCUGUCAGGAUUGGCUGAAAGCAGAGGGGAGGUCCUUAGUGUUGUGCCUGCUCUGGAACAACUGGUGCUGAUGGCUCCCUUGGCGAAGGAGUCCGUUUUUCAACCCAGGAAGGGUGUGUUAGACUAUCUGUCUGCUUUUGAUGAAGAGACCACCGAAGUUUGUUCUCUGGGUUCUCCUCGUCCUCUUGCUCUCCCUCUGGUAGAGGAAGAGGAAGCAGUGUCUGAACCAGAGCCUGAAGCCUGUGAUGACUCAGAGUUAGCAGAUGACAGUCUUGGAGAGGGGACCAUUUGUACUGAGUCCAGCCAGCAGGAACCCAUCACCAAGCCAGGCUUCACACACCUGAGUGGCUCUCCUUGUUACUACUUUUACCAAGCGGAGGACGGGCAGCACAUGUUCCUGCACCCUGUGAAUGUGCGCUGCCUUGUGAGGGAGUACGGCAGCCUGGAGCAGAGCCCGGAGAAGAUCUCGGCAGUAGUGGUGGAGAUCGCCGGCUACUCCAUGUCUGAGGAUGUUCGGCAGCGUCAUAGAUACCUCUCUCACCUGCCGCUCACCUGUGAGUUCAGCAUCUGUGAACUGGCUCUGCAGCCUCCUGUGGUCUCUAAAGAAACUCUGGAGAUAUUCUCAGAUGACAUUGAGAAGAGGAAGCGUCAGCGCCAGAAGAAGGCUCGGGAGGAACGCCGCCGGGAGCGCAGGAUUGAGAUGGAGGAGAACAAGAAACAGGGCAAGUAUCCAGAAGUCCACAUUCCCCUAGAGAAUCUACAGCAGUUUCCUGCCUUCAAUUCCUAUACCUGCACCUCUGAUUCUGCUUUGGGUCCCACCAGCACCGAGGGCCAUGGUGCCCUCUCCCUGUCUCCUCUUAGCAGAAGUCCAGGUUCCCAAGCAGACUUUCUGCUGACCCCUCUGUCACCGACUGCCAGUCAGGGCAGUCCUUCAUUCUGCGUUGGGAGUCUGGAAGAAGACUCUCCCUUCCCUUCCUUCGCCCAGAUGCUGAGAGUUGGAAAAGCAAAAGCAGAUGUGUGGCCCAAAACUGCUCCAAAGAAAGAUGAAAACAGCUUAGUUCCUCCUGCUCCUGUGGACAGCGAUGGGGAGAGUGAUAACUCAGACCGUGUUCCUGUGCCCAGUUUCCAAAAUUCCUUCAGCCAAGCUAUUGAAGCAGCCUUCAUGAAACUGGACACACCAGCUACUUCAGAUCCCCUCUCUGGUAAAGGCAAAGAAACGGAGUGCUCAGUACAGAGUUGUCAUUCCCACCUGGAUCCAGUGAAGAGAAAGGAGGAAAGAAAAGAAAAAAACAGAAACAAAAGCUCCUGUUCAGCACCUCGGUCGUCCACACCAAGUGACACUACUGGCCCUGGCUACCUUCUCCACCUGGUUUUCUUUUUCCUGUGCUUUUGUUUUGCUGCUGUAAUUUUUAAGUAUUUGAGUUUGAACAGAUUAGCUCUGGGGGGAGGGGGUUUCCACAGCGUGAGGGGGAACCAAGAAAAUUUUAAAUACAGUGUAUUUUCCAGCUUCCCAUCUUUACACCAAAAUAAAGUAUUGACACACAAGAGAUCUCUCUUCCUGCCAAGAUUUUUAGUUUGUUACCAGGUUAGUCUUUUUGCCCCGUGUAAUUAGUUUUUCUCAACCCAAAUAAGUUUGAGUUCCUUCAACAUCCCGCAGAGCAGCCCAAACCAGAGUGUUCUAGCACUGUUCUGACAUGUCAGGGCAUCAUGGCUUCAACACACCUAUCAGUGUGUCUUUUAAAAACAGUUGAAUCUUUCCUGUUUAGUUCUCCUCUUGUUAAAGAAACAGAAGGAUGGGAAUAAAACAGACUUAGGAUACCCAGCCUGAAUUGCAGUUUUUCUUCUGAGAAAUGGUCAGCUGUGGUGCCAGACCUGGGUUGCUUACAUAUGUGAUGGAGGGUUUUACACCUCUUGAAUGUGGCUUCUGUUUGGCAAGGAAAGGUGUAAUUGUCACUAAAGAAGGCCUGGAACCUGCCAACUUUUAGGUCAAGCCUGUUAAAAGUGACAGUGGCCUCAGUUGUAGGAGCGGCAGAGUAGGGCACGUUUGAAAGCGGUGGGGGUACCCACUGCCUCCUUUUGUCUGAAGCGGUCUAUGCCUUGGUUUCAGCUGAAUUUGAGUGAUGUGAAUUAUUUUGCUGCUUAAUAAAGUGACCUCUAGGUAUAGUAGAAUGUGAAGGCAAAUAGUUGCAAUAAAUCACUUGCACAAGCAA